UGUUCGCCAUGGAGAACGCGACUAGCGACCUGGUCAAACCGAAGCUGGUGCUCCUGCUGCUGCUCCUCGCGGGAAGUGGGCGGGGCCACCUGCUGCCGGGCCAGCCGAGCAUCGACCUGCGCAUCCAGUCGCGGGAGCAGCUCAUCUCGCAGAACAACGACACCGUCUACGUGCAGCGCCUGAUGCGGCUGUCCAAGUCCGCCGAGAUGCGCAGCUUCAUGCGCCCGGAGGCGGAGCCCUGCGAGAACUUCUACGAGUUCAGCUGCGGCAGCUGGCCGCAGAUCAACCCGGCCAACGAGGCCCAUCCGCGGGAGACGGACGUGGAGCAGCUGCUGGUGCAGGCCUACCGCCACAAGCAGCAGCGCCUGAUGGAGCAGCCGGCGGACGAGGAGCGGGACGAGCCGCCCGUCCUCCUGCUGAAGCAGUUCUACGCCAGCUGCCUGCUCUUUCGGCAGAGCCCCGAGGAGCUCUACCGCCGCCAGCUGCAGGAGAUCGUGGCGGAGUUCGGCCGGAUGCCCGUGCUGAAUCUCCCGGGGCAGGAGUGGCCCUCGGACUGGUUCGACUGGCUGGACACAGUGGCCAGCAUCAGGCGGAGGUUCGGCCUCGACAUCCUGCUACUCUUCCAGGAGCACGCGGACCGCAUCUACGUGGGCCAGCCCAGGCAGAUCCUCCCGGAGGCCGACAGACACGCGGUGACCGACGACAUAGCCUCCAAGCUGGAGCUCCACCUGGGAGUGGAUCCCCAGCUGGCCAGGGAGGCCGCCAGGGAGAUCACGGACUUCGAGCAGCGCUUGGCCAGCAUCAUGGUGGAGCGUCGCGUUGGAGUUCUGUCCAAGUUGCACGCCCUCAACGAAUCGGAGGAGUACGAUUUCAACACUUUGAAUCUGACGCAGUACGUGGAAACUGUUCUCGAUAGGAAGUUGGAACCCAACGAGUCCCUGUACGAGCACGUACCCAGUUACCUGGUCAAACUGGCCGACUUGGUGGCGGUAACCCCCGAGAAGGUGCUGGCCAACUACAUCUUCAACGAGCUGCUGCAGCGCUUCUACUACGACAGAUCCGAGAGGUCCUUUGUGGGUCAGUGUGCGGACCGAGUGAGGGAGCUCUUCCCCGAGCUGCUCGAAAACAUGGUCUUCCGGCAGUACGGGGACGAAGCCACCCUCAGCGACGUCCACUCCCUCUGGCAGCAGAUCCAGCUGAGCUUCCGGGGCCUCCUGGAGAACUCCUCCGCCGACUGGCUGGUUGUGGAGACGCGGGAACAGCUGCUGGCGCAGAUCAACUCCACCAGUCUGGAGAUCGUCGGCUACCAGGAGGUGAACUUCACGGAGCGGUACGCGGAUCUGCAGCUGAGGCCCCGCGAGUACCUGCACAACCUGAAGGCCAUCCUGAGCCACCGGGUACCGAGUUCGGAGACGAGAGAAUGGACCCUGACCGCACCCUCGUACGAUUUUGCGGGGAGGAGGGUCCUGCUGCCGGUGGCCAUGCUGCAGCCAAACUUCCUGUGGUCCCGCUCCUACCCGAAGGCCGUGCGCUUCGGCAGCCUGGGCACCCUGCUGGCCCAGCAGCUGGCCCACAGCCUGGAGGACGCCUCCAAGUGGGACGCCAGCUCCUUUGCGGAGUACGCGAAGCGGAAGGCCUGCUUCAAGGAGCAGUACGCCCGCCUGCGGCUCCACGGACAGUACUUGCCGGCGAGUGACCUGCAGGCGGACAACAUCGCCGAUAACCUGGCCGUCCAGGUGGCCUACCACGCCUACCGCCGCUUCCUCGGGGAGCUGGCCCCCGCGCUCCUCGGCUCCGAGUCGCUGCCCCAGCUGAACCUCAGCUCCCGCCGGCUGUUCUUCCUCAGCUUUGCCCAGCUGUGGUGCUCCGACGCCAACGAGCAGUUCCGGGAGAAGCAGUCGCUGCUCCUGCUGCGCACCCCCAGUGCCCUCCGCGUCCUGGGCGCCCUCUCCAACUUCGGGGCCUUCUCAAGGGACUUUAGCUGCAACGGCGGCAGCAAGAUGGCUGCUCCCCAGAAGUGCCAGCUGUUCGCCGUGGGCCUGGAUUAGCUAUUACCUUAACUUGAAUACCUAUCACCCUAAGUUGAAUAUUACAGACGUAUGUGCUCUUAGAGGAACACUUGCAGAUCGAAUGGAAUUGCGUGUUAACUCUCUGAACAUAAGCAUAAAUAAAUACUCAACUGUAUAAUUGAA
Drosophila ficusphila is the source of this 2192-nucleotide messenger RNA. Its product is annotated as neprilysin-4. The transcript has a single exon. Lineage: Eukaryota; Metazoa; Arthropoda; Insecta; Diptera; Drosophilidae. The coding region runs from base 9 to 2048 and encodes 679 amino acids. Gene Ontology annotation, cellular component: plasma membrane. The record is from RefSeq and is a predicted model, not a curated record. Gene Ontology annotation, biological process: protein processing. Gene Ontology annotation, molecular function: metalloendopeptidase activity.